AUGCACACUCGCACGUACGCCAUGAGGCAGAACUCCUAUUUCCGCCCCGACGAGUGGAACUUCUUGCUCGCCGCUGUUCUCGACCAGGAGGUUCAAGAGUAUCUCGACAAAGGCAGUUACACCAAGGCUCGCGCCUUACUGUCCGCCCGCUUCCAGGAGCACUUCACUAGUCCUAGUGCGGGUGAGACAGAGGAGGCGUUCAAACAACGCCUUCGCUUUGCCAAGAAGGGCCGCAAGGGCGACAUAGUGCGCAUCCGCGCCGAAAGCCAGGAAGAGUGGGACGCACGCAUGCAGCAGCUCAACAAUCAACUCAAGUCUUGGCUUUACAACUACCGGGCCAAGUGUCGUCGCGCGGGAGUCAAACGCUGGGUCGCUCCGCCUGUCCCUCCCAUCCGGCGUCACCGCAAGCGUGCCCUUAAAGCAUUCGACAUGUUCUGCAAGAGCGACACCGCCCCCAAGGGGGCAGACUUCGUCACCAACAAGGGGCAGCGUUUCGAUCUCUCCAGGCUCCAGGCCGCUCGCAAGGCCGCUUGGGAUCAUCUCUCCGACGAGGACAAGGAGGUAUUCCAAAGGGCUGUCGCCGAAACGCUCCGUGAGGCCGAUGUUCUGCCUGAACUCGUGGAGAUUGAGGGCUCGAACGCUCCAGUUGCGUAUGCCGAAGACAUUGCAGCCCACGUUGACGACUUCUUCGAGGGCUUGCAUGAGGAUGUCAAAUGGGGUGGUUUUGCUAUGUUUGGCGGACCAGACCACGAUGGGGAAGCCCGCAUUCACUUCACUCACGCGGGGACCAACCGAAACGGCCAGUCUUUCAUGGACGCCUUACUUCAGUGGCUGGGAUUGACCCAACUCGAGUUCGAGACUGUUUUCUCCCUCUGGGUCGAGCAGUCCCGCCAAGGUCCGCAGGCCAAUGACGAGCACGUUUUUGCCGAAAGCGCACGUCGUGCUAUAGAACAUUGCCGCGCUCAAGCCGCGGCUACGCACACUGGCAACACCUCUCUCGAAGCGUUCGGUGUGCUCGACCGUGGCGACAAGUUUGCAGCGGAUGACGGUCUCGUCAACGCCCUAAAGGCCCUCUCGUUGGCUAUACAGCAGCGCCCCGAUGGGGCGGUGAUAGAUACAGCGUCCUCGUACGAACCGUCCUGCGUCGCUGCUCUUCCGUCAAGUCCCACCGACACCCAUGAGCACGACCGCGACGAAGACGUUGGGCCUCCUGUGGCGACUGCGAGCGACGAUUACGACUUGGAUUGCCAAUUCGCUAUAGCUCAGGCUCUUCAGGCCAGCGAGGAACAGCUUAUGGACUGGCAGGCCGAAGAAAUGCGAGUUGACGAGCAGAUCGCCCCGCCGCCAGGAGCUUCUGUAGAGACCACGGAGCCUGCUUAUUCGAGCAAGGCCACGGAAGUUCCCGGAGAGGCCACGGAAGCUGAAGCUCCUGCUCGUAUCAAAACCGCGAAGGGCUCCAGGACGAAGCAGGUCAAACAACCUGGUAUGAGCGGUGUUCCGAUGCCGGGGGCCUGCGGUCAACCGGUCGUGUUGCGUGAGAUGCGUGCACGCAUUCCGAAGCCCUCGCGUCAGGAGACACAAGACGGGACCAUCCCGAUGGUCGCUAAGCCUCGCGCUUGA
This is a messenger RNA of Dichomitus squalens LYAD-421 SS1, 1620 nucleotides long. RefSeq lists its product as uncharacterized. The record is from RefSeq and is a predicted model, not a curated record. NCBI's taxonomy places the organism in Eukaryota, Fungi, Basidiomycota, Agaricomycetes, Polyporales, Polyporaceae. The coding region runs from base 1 to 1620 and encodes 539 amino acids. The transcript is spliced from 8 exons.